This is a messenger RNA of Psammomys obesus (fat sand rat), 1647 nucleotides long. RefSeq names its product tumor associated calcium signal transducer 2 (gene Tacstd2). NCBI's taxonomy places the organism in Eukaryota, Metazoa, Chordata, Mammalia, Rodentia, Muridae. The coding region runs from base 66 to 1034 and encodes 322 amino acids. Gene Ontology annotation, biological process: positive regulation of stem cell differentiation. The record is from RefSeq and is a predicted model, not a curated record. Gene Ontology annotation, cellular component: nucleus; membrane. The transcript has a single exon.
UGCCCGACCCUUCAGGAGCCCUGCCUCUGGUCGGUCGCUGUAGGCCCGCUCUCCUCCACCCCGCCAUGGCGAGGGGCUUGGGGCUGGCGCCGCCGCCGCCGCCGCUGCUGCUGCUGCUGCUGCUGGCCGCGGCGACCCGCUCUUGCGAGGCGCAGCGCAACUGCACGUGCCCCACCAACAAGAUGACCAUCUGCAGCCCGGACGGCCCGGGCGGCGCCUGUGAGUGCCGGGCCAUCGGCUCGCAGGCGGUGGUGGACUGCUCCACGCUGACUUCCAAGUGUCUGCUGCUCAAGGCGCGCGCGAGCGCGGGGAAGAGCGGCCGCAGCCUGGUGAAGCCGAGCGAGCACGCCAUCCUGGACAACGACGGCCUCUACGACCCCGAGUGCGACGCCCAGGGCCGCUUCAAGGCGCGCCAGUGCAACCGGACGUCGGUGUGCUGGUGCGUGAACUCGGUGGGCGUGCGCCGCACGGACAAGGGGGACCUGAGCCUGCGCUGCGACGAGGUGGUGCGGACGCAGCACAUCCUCAUCGAGCUGCGCCACCGCCCCACCGAGCGCGCCUUCAACCACUCGGACCUGGACCGCGAGCUGCGGCGGCUCUUCCGGGAGCGCUACGGGCUGCACCCCAGCUUCCUGUCGGCGGUGCACUACGACGAGCCCACCAUCCAGAUCGAGCUGCGCCAGAACUCGUCCCAGAAGCGCCUGGGGGACGUGGACAUCGCCGACGCCGCCUACUACUUCGAGAGGGACGCCAAGGGCGAGUCGCUGUUCGUGGGCCGCCGCGGCCUGGACGUGCAGGUGCGCGGGGAGCCCCUGCACGUGGAGCGCACCCUCAUCUACUACGUGGACGAGAAGCCCCCCCAGUUCUCCAUGAAGCGCCUCACUGCCGGCCUCAUCGCUGUCAUCGCCGUGGUCGCCGUGGCGCUCGUGGCCGGCGCCGUCGUCCUGGUGGUCAGCAACCGGAGGAGGUCGGGGAAGUACAGAAAGGUGGAGCUGAAGGAGCUGGGGGAGAGGAGAAGCGAGCCGAGCCUGUGAUCCGGGUCCCUGGCCUCCUCCUCACCCCGGGCCAGAAUGUUGGUUCUUGGCCAGGAGGUAACUUUCCUCCCAGCCCCGACCGCUUCCUUCUCCCUCCACCAAGUUCGCCAGGUGCUGAGCUCAGGUCAUCUCGGUAGGGAAGGAAGCAUUUCUGAAAUUCCUUGUGCGGUCACCAGAAAGCUGGAGAGUUAAGCGCAGGCGGGCGAGGCGGCUUCGCCAGGGCCCCGGUGCCAGGGCAGCCCGGCUUCGUUUCCCAGUGACUUGAAUGACUGAAAUGGGCUGAUACGGGCGAGCAGCGCUUUUUCUGUCCCGGGUUGUUGGCCAUUCGCUCCCUCCUCUCCGCCUUCCAGAAAAGAGGAGCUCGCUGACGGAGCCUGUGCAGUGUUCUUCCUCUGCCGUUGUUUGGACGGGAGGAGAGGCGGUUCCCGUGUCUGAGCACGUUUUAGAGGUCUUUAUUGGACUGCAUCUGUUCUUCUGCUUGCGCUUGAUGUAGCUGAUACGAGAGAGUUUUCUUUUGUGAAACGUUUGUACAGAUGGAUCUUUGAUAAUGCUGCUGUUUUUUUUUUUUUUAGCAACAACUCGAGUUUAAUAAAAUAUGGGAAAGGCACAAACC